AUGGCGGUUCAAUUAAAGAGUAGUCGUAGCAAGUUUAAAAUAACUGCAACUGCAGGUGCAGUUAUAGUCGGUAGCUAUAUUGUUUUGAAGACUUUUCCACAUCUAACAGAUUCAAUUUAUAAUUACUUAACUGGUAGUGGAGAAGUUGAAGAGGACAAUGAACCUAUAGAAUUGGAGGAAGAAGCCGAAGAUCAGCAAUCGAGAGUUCAGGCAACGGUUGGAAAAUCAAGUAGCGAAUCUCAAGUGGAAAUAUCCAAAUGGUCUGAUAAUAGCUUGAAAAGUUGGUUGAAAGAUGUAAGUACUUUAUUCUAA
Debaryomyces hansenii CBS767 is the source of this 312-nucleotide messenger RNA. RefSeq lists its product as uncharacterized. The transcript has a single exon. The record is from RefSeq and is a predicted model, not a curated record. Bases 1 to 312 code for a protein of 103 amino acids. NCBI's taxonomy places the organism in Eukaryota, Fungi, Ascomycota, Pichiomycetes, Serinales, Debaryomycetaceae.